This is a messenger RNA of Acaulospora colombiana, 1552 nucleotides long. The record is from the annotation of a GenBank genome assembly. NCBI's taxonomy places the organism in Eukaryota, Fungi, Glomeromycota, Glomeromycetes, Diversisporales, Acaulosporaceae.
AUGCGUACUGCUGUUGGCCUUGAGGAGCAACAAGGACAGAAAAAAGAUGGAGGAGGAGAGGGGGAAAGUGAGUGGGUAAAAAGCCAAGAAGGGAGCAGCGGCUUUAUAGGUCCACAGAGGAGGGUGUGGCUUGCCCCCUUUCCUUCACGGCUAAAUAGUCCCUGCUGUUCGGGCUCGCAAUCCACACGGUUUUUGGUGGGACGCGCGAUUUGGCUUUUUGCCUUGGAUAGACCGGAUCCCGCGAGGCGCCGCUCUUUCCGCAAAUGGCAGAAUAAAACAUUUGACCCUACGGUGAACAUCUGCGAAAUGGCCCGAAAAGCCGCCCACAUCGUUGCUAGCAGCAUCGCAAACCCCAGCACAAACGGGUGGAAUGGGGAAGACAGCGGUCAUCACAUGAGGCAAAGGGAUGCACAACCAUUGGUGGUGCUGGACAGUCUGUGGAACCCAAGGCCGGUUUACCAAGGAGCCAAGCACCCAAGACUCGCCACUGCGGCUCAAGCAUACCCUAAACAACGUGGGAAGGACGAAAGGCUAUAUUUUGACGAGGUCGUGGUGGUGAACAUUCGACAGUACCAUCACAACGCUUCCAUGAAGAGUAUACACUUUUACGGCCCCUACGUUACUUCUACGGUCCCGCCAAAUGUUCGAUAUUUCACCCUUCAUGAGCAACUCACCGUCCAUGCUACUGACGCAGAGAACCUUGACCUACCUGGUGAAUCGAUGGAGAAAACAGACGACGGUCUCACUUGUUGGACCAAGAACGAGCCCCUCGAUUCUCCAACUUCUCGGCGUUGGAGGAAGAAAAUUGGAGAUAAUUUGGUUCAUAAAUUCCUAUUGGUUGACGAGGAAGCCCAACCCAUGGCCAGGGUUGAAGCCACUACUUGCAGCUGUGGGGAAUUACGCGAGACACUUGUUCCCGACCAGCUCAGAACCGUCUCCCAGAUUCGGAGCGCAGCCGCCAUGAAGACGAACCAAUCGGUGAAGGGAGCUACACCGCUGACGGCCAUGAACUCAUUACGGAGACUCGCUGAGGAAGCCCACUUGAAAGAGGCUAAUGGAGACCUUAGGGGCGCGCUGUACCAAUUUGUCCAAUUUGUUCAGGAGUCGCACGAGUAUAAGCAAGAGACUGUGCGAGGCCACCAUGGGGCCCUAUAUCAGUCCAUGCAAGAGUUUAUGAACAAGGGUGCAUUUGAGCAAAUGAUUAAGAGUGCCGACAAGAUUCAGGCCUCACUAUUACAGAUAGAAAAAGCAGAGGCAAGCCGUGCUGCCCAACCAGACGGGGUAUCAGAUGCCGAUUCGAUUGGCAGACGAUCUGGCAACUCACUGGCUGAGCGUCUAAAGCAGCUUCAGGGAAGUGGAAUCCAGGCUGAGUUGAUCGGACGCAAGAUACAACGGCCACCAUCUCAGAACUUUAGGCCACAAUCACCCCCCGUGCUCGUUCCUUCCCGAGGACCGACGCCCGCCCCUCGCGGAGCAACCCCAGGACCUUAUACGAGACGAUCAUCGUUAAGUUAUGUUCCGAUACCGCCACCGAGCCCAAAGCCAACAGUCG